UCACACAGCAGCGGAGUUUCGAGCUGGGAAGGUAGACGGUGAAAACGGUGAAACAUAGGAAUAAUUUUAGGCUAAAAGGCGUUAAUAGGAGAUGUAUGUUGUUGUUCUGUAAACGUUUAUUUAUUUUAUCACUCUGUAUGUCCCGGAGUGUGUUUACAUGAAGUGAGCCAACUUGUGUUGGUGUGUUUCUGAUUGAUUAGUCGCCGGAGAUUAGCAGCACAUUCAUGGCUUUGAUAGCGACCGAGCAGGGGUGCAAGCUGAACGGGACGUCGGCGAUUUACGGCCGAGUUGGCCCGAGAAAAGAGGUGCUCCAGGGCAAGACUGAGAGCUUUAAAGCUGCCAAAAUGCAGCCCAAAGAGACGGAGUAUUCAACAGAUGGCCUGCCCAAAGCCUUCCUGCACAGCCUGAGGACCCUGUUUGACAUUUUGGAUGAUGCUGGACGGGGCUAUGUCCACAUCUCGGAGAUAGAGAGCCGCUGGCAGGGGGCAGACACCCGGGACCUGCCCGGCGGGGUGCUGAACUGCCUCAGGCGGGUCACGCCACCGCAUGGCUGCCUCACCUUUGAGCGGUUCGUAGCGGGGCUGCGGUACUCCAUGCUGAACCCGGAGCACAGCGCCCACUUCAAGGCCCAGGCUGCUGUGCACCCACACCCACAGCAGCCCCAGAAACCCGCCCCGCUGUCCACAUGCAGUGUCGGGACACGGGUGGAGAACAAGGUCCGUCCGCUGGGGCCGAGCAACGUGACCAACACCCAGCAGCACCGGGCGUCCUCACUACAAAGCCGGGCCAGGCCGGAGGAGGGGCCCGGGUACCCCGCGUGUGGACCGGUGCGGUACAGCUCGGGCUUUGAGAGGUCCGGGCGGAGUUUGGAGCGGAAUUCUGUCGCUCCGGGGGGCGGGUGUUACCGGGCCGACCCGGGCCAUGCCACCAAGCCGACACAGCCUCAGCAGAGCCGGGUCAGGUCCAUUGAGUCGCUCGCUCUGGAGUCACCGCAGCUCCAAGGACCAAGUGUUGUGAAAUCAGGUUUACCAAGAUCCCAGAGUGAAUCAGCAACAGGAUUUACUGGAGGCUCCAGGCGACACGGGCGGAGUCGGGAAGAGCAGAGGCGGCAUACCAUAUCCAACGGAGUGGAUUACGGCAUGUUGAAGCAAAUGAAAGAACUGGAGCAGGAGAAGGACUCCCUGCUGGCGGGCCUGGAAGUGGUGGAGCGGGCCCGCGAGUGGUACCAGGGCCAAAUCCACAAUGUCACAGAGAGACAGCGGCAGGUUGGCCAGAGCUCCCACUGCACGGAUUUCUUCACAGAAGCCAAUCAGAGUCGCAUGAAUGUUCUAAUACCCAAACUGCAAGAAGUCAACCGCUGCCUUAAUGACCUUAUAACCUGCUCUGGGAUGCAGUCAUUUCCUUCCAGCGCUGCACAGACAGCCGCUAACCCCCAGCCUCCUGGUCCAGCUCCUCCACAAGCCAUCCAGAGACUGAAAGACCAGAACCGACUCCUCACACAGGAGGUGACAGAGAGGAGCGAGCGGAUCGCCCAGCUGGAGCAGGAGAAGUCUGCCUUGAUAAAACAGCUUUUCGAGGCUCGGGCCCGCAGCGCACAAGACACCAGCACCAUGGACUCCACCUUCAUCUGAAAACAAUUACACUCCACCCAGCACCAUAGCAUGUUAGCGCCACUUUUCAGCUGGAAGUCAUCAUGACGCUGGUUCUGGAGCAAAACUUUUAUAAGUUGACUGUUGUUUACCCACACAUGUAGCAGUGAUGCACCUUUUUUUAGCCAUGAGACGCCAACACACCCGAGUGAAGCAUGUGACCACUCCACCCCAAACCGAAACAUGCACUACCUAGAUGUGAACUCUCCCAGGAAGACGUGACCCCGAAUGACUUAACCUGAGAGUCUUUUUACUUGCUGCCUUUUACUUUUCCUGCAUAAACGAAGCUGAAAAGCCUGGGACACUAUCAAGAAACCAGACGGGUCUCGUGAGAUCUCAUCACUCCAGUUCUUGCGGAUUACAGCAUCUGCAAGAUCUCCACUCCCACAAGACUUUUUUUUAACUUCUGCUGCUCGUCUGCACAGGCAUCAUAAAGAAAACAUGAACUCAGUGGGGGGAUGAUUUCUGUUGGAAUAAAACGCCAUAUUCUUACAGUUUAAUAUGAAAACAAAUCAUAAGCUGCAUCUGCUUGCUGUGACCUAUCAAUUACAUUUUUGUUAGUUUGGUACUUUGAGCUAAAUGAUAAUAAGAUGAUGAUGAUAAUUUUCCCAUGUCUAUCAGUAUUUCCUUAUUUUUAAUGUAACUGAAUGCAAUGUUUACCUGACAUUGGCUUUCUGGGUUUUAGUUUUUUUUUUCUUUCAAACACAUAGAUACAGGAAUUACUGAAAAGAACUGUUUUUAUAUUACAGUAGCAUGUUUAAUGUUAAGACCGUUAAUGAAUUUUGACGUUUUUUUUAAAUUUUGAAAAGAAAAAAAGAGAUGGGAGGACAGCCUACAAGCCAUCGAGAUGUAGAGGCAGAGACGGACGAGAGAAGUUUGGAAGUUUGCACGUAGAAGAGGGCUGAGGAGGACAAACAUGUCAGACGAUGAAUGUGUCAGAGCCCGAGCUGCUUGGUUGGGAGAAAUAAAAAAAAAGGAAAUCACUUUGGCUAUCUAGUGCUACAUCCCCUGUAUGUCUUUUUACAGUGGCUUCUUUGCAUGGCUCAUGUUUUCAGCUCCAAAGUAUUUAUCCUCUGAAGAGAUUUCUGUUUGAAACCUGGAGAUUAAAUGUUAGCACAGAUGUUAAAACCCAUUUUGUCCUCGUUAAGUGUCUCUUUUAACCAGGAUCAGCCUGGAGGUGGUUGGCUUUAGGACUAAAACUGUAAAAACACUCAGCCAUCCACAAAGUUUACAAGAGAAAUAUUUAGUUAGUGGGUGGCGGUAGAAUAAAAAAACAUUGUAGUUUUAUAACGGAUCUGUAUGGUACUGCUGGGAUGUUUGCACAUAACAUAUUGUUAAUGUCUUUCCCACUUGUUUGAUUGUAUGUUUCUUGCUGCUCAAACUACAUUAUGUGUGAGUGAAACUCUUUUCCUUCAGCUUUCUAUCGAGAGUACUCAAAUUCAGAUAAAAUGUAAAAUAAUAAAUACGACCAAACAA
Epinephelus lanceolatus (giant grouper) is the source of this 3125-nucleotide messenger RNA. RefSeq names its product suppressor APC domain containing 2 (gene sapcd2). The record is from RefSeq and is a predicted model, not a curated record. Lineage: Eukaryota; Metazoa; Chordata; Actinopteri; Perciformes; Serranidae.